AUGACGGCCGAGAAGCUGGGCAACAUGAUGGACGAGAUCGCGGCGAAAGGUCUGGAGUUCACAGACGUGCUCCUGUUCAACUUCAUCACAGACUCGCCCUGCCAAACUUGGCCGCAGCUGAUGAAGCAGCACCGCAACCUCUUAAAGGAAGGUGCUGGCGCAAACGACGCGGUGGCGUGCAUGGAGCUCAAGAGGUUGUAUGUUGCGGUGACAAGGGCGAAGAGGCGGCUUGUCAUCUGCGAGGACAGCGGGAAUGAGGAGGUGAUCCACCAGAUUUUCGGGGACUCUGUGGGCCAGAAGCUGACGGACGAGACGUUGGUGGACGUUGCAGAUCGCUCCCGCGAGCAGCAGAGCGGAGAAGCCUGGAGCAGGACUGCCGCCGGGCUGGUGAACAUGCAGCAAUUUGAGCAAGCGCUGAUGUGUUAUCAACGGGCCGGCAACGACGACGGCGUCAGGAAGUGCCAGGCACACCUGGCCUUUGAGGAGGCCGAGGCCUUCCAGGGACCAGACGCCCAGAAAGCGCAGCUCUGGCGAGUCGCUGGUCGCCGGUUCAAAGACGUCGAGGCUUGGAAAGAGGCUGCUGGCUGCUUCCGUCACGCAGGAGACUUCUUCGAAGCCGCGAAGCUCUUCCAGAAAGUGGGGAAGAACGCGGAGGCUGCGCACUGCUAUGUGGACGGAGGGCUCCGUGGCAACAAUCAGAUGCUUCUGGGGUUCUGGCUGCGUUAG
This is a messenger RNA of Symbiodinium natans, 726 nucleotides long. Lineage: Eukaryota; Dinophyceae; Suessiales; Symbiodiniaceae. The record is from the annotation of a GenBank genome assembly.